Molecule: messenger RNA, 6301 nt
Organism: Menidia menidia (Atlantic silverside)
Lineage: Eukaryota; Metazoa; Chordata; Actinopteri; Atheriniformes; Atherinopsidae
Source: the annotation of a GenBank genome assembly
AACAACAGGAAACCGACCGAUUCUAAUGCUGUUUCUGCAAAUCUGUGUUAGAUAAAGCAGUGGACGGCUAGGUCCAAGCCAACGAACAGUCACGCUAUGUCUUUUCCUAGGUCAUUCUAUUAAGGAAAGACUAUCUAAAGGACUUGAAGUUUUAAAAGUGACGUCACUUCUGCUCGCAGCCUCCAACCGUGUGGUUUGUCAGUGUGAGCGGAUGCAGACAUUUGGGAGCUGUUUGCUGGGAUUUCUAUGGCUGCCUUUUGAUUUACCAUCUCAACCUUUCUAGAGGUCAUAUGGAUCAGUCGCUGUGCUUUCAAGGAACUUUUUUGUUUAAUCACCUGGACUACUAACUGGAGCCACAUGAAGAAUAAAGGAACUAAGCAGAAGUCUAAAAAGAAAGGAAGUGAAAAUGCGUUCGGCUGUGACCUGACAGAACAUCUCCAGAAUUCGGGACAAGAUGUUCCUCAGGUUCUGAAGAAAUGUGCGGAGUUUAUUGAGAAGUAUGGGAUUGUGGAUGGGAUCUACAGACUCUCGGGUGUAUCUUCAAAUAUCCAGCGUCUCAGGCAGGAAUUCUGCUCUGAGGCGUGCCCUGACCUUACAAAGGAAGUGUACCUCCAGGACAUCCACUGUGUGGGUUCCUUAUGUAAGCUGUACUUCAGGGAGCUACCCAAUCCCCUGCUUACCUUCGAGCUAUACAGUAAAUUCACUGAAGCCAUCUCUGUUGCCGGAGAUCAUGAGAGACUUUUACACAUUCAGACGGUCAUCAAAGAGCUGCCACCCCCUCAUUUUAGGACUCUGGAGUUCCUUACAAAGCACCUGGCCCACCUGGCCACCUUAAGCAAUCAGACAAACAUGCAUACACGUAACCUGGCCCUUGUGUGGGCUCCAAAUCUGCUGAGAUCUAAGGAUAUUGAGGGAUUGUCUGGCAACGGAGACAUGGCCUUUCAAGAAGUGCGGAAACAACAGUCAGUGGUUGAGUUUAUAUUAAACCACACCGAGCAGAUCUUUAGUGGUGAUUCACUGCAAGUUAAACCCAAAGAAGGACCAAGUUUGGUGUGUGGGGAGAAGUAUGCCACACUCCCAAUCAGCGGGCAGUGUGGGCCAAUGAAGCUGGUGAGCCUAGAAGAAGCUCAGGCCCGUUCCCUAAGUCCCAACCAUCCUGUCCAUAAAGAACGGCAGCGAGAGAACAGCCUGCCCGACACCAGCACUGCCAUGCUAUAUCACACUGUCAUAGACAUAUCAGACAACAAGAGAAAGAUUUCUGGGAAAUCAAAGAAAUGGAAGUCCAUCUUCAACCUGGGCAGGUCUGUGGACUCAAAGGGAAAACUGAGCCGGAACGGUAGUGUGUUUGUAAGAGCGCAGGGUAUGACCGAAAAGGCAGCUCUUCGUCCAUCCAGGAGCAUGGAAUCCUUGUGCUCCUUACCAACAGAUGAUGACAGAGCAGGAAGCAAUAGUCCAACAGGUGGACCUGACAGUAUUUUUAUUCCGGAUGUAAAAUCCAGAACUCUGGGAUCUGACUCGCUCUAUGACCUGAGUGAACGUGAACAAAACUGGGAGUUUAAAGGGAAGAUGCCUAGCAGUGCCACCGUUGGCUGGAGCUCCAGGAUGAGCCAUAAGGACUCACCAGGAGCUUCCGCACCACCUCAGAAAAACUUGCCAGAGCAACUCAAGGUGUUCAAAGGCGAUGACCUAAACAGCUACAAGCCCACUUCUCCCAAAAACAGGAGGAUGUUGUACUCAGGCUCUUCCCAAAGCAGUUCCUCUCGACCUUCAUUCCCAGGAAGCUUCUUCCCACUGGAGUCUUCGCCGAGGCAUCAGCGCAGAGCCGUUAACAUAUCUGAGCCUUUUGCUGUGUCUGUGCCUCUGCGCGUGUCAGCUGUUAUCAGCUCCAACAGCACACCGUGCAGGGUGCACAGCAAAGACAAAGCACCAGCUCUGAAACCCUGCAAAGAGCCGUCAGAGCAGAUGAGCAACAUCAGGAAGAGCAACACUUUCCCUUUACUGGAACCAAAGAAGCAGGAAGGAGCAGCGAAGAAAAACACUGAGGUGCUGACCUGUACAGUAUCACCACAGGAUAAAAGCAAAAAAGUGAUGCAAGAAAGUAAAGGAGGGAGAAAUACUUCUGAACUGGAAGCACUGUCCCGUGCACAUACAAGCCAAGUCAAAGAGGCAGCGCCAUCUUCUGGGGAAGACCUGCACAACCAGCCCAAAGAUGCACGACUGGAUGAUAAAUCUGGGAAAAAGCUUUGGUCCCACCUUGACCAAGAAUUGAAGAUUACUGAGCCUGAAAUGUGUCUGCUGGAUGAGACCUUCAAACCAGUUUUCACCUCAAUCAGCACUUGUGGGAGCACUAAGUUAACAAUGGAUGUUAAGUCCAAGCGAAGUCGCAGCUCUCCAUCUUUAUCUUUACUAUGUCGGGAGCAAUCUUCAAAUACCUCUGAGAGCGAGCGCGCCAGCCGAGCUGACCCCAGAAAGAAACAGCCCUCAGAAUCAGACCUUUUGUUUGAUCACCAUAAAGAUUUUGACGUUAUCUCUGGGGGACAUACUGAAAAUGUCCGCCCUAGUGAACUAGGGAAUGAUUCACCGAAGCCGCCAAAGCAAAAAACAGCCUCAAAGGACGCUGACCACCACUGCACCAAACAGGGCCAACUUCCUCUAAAGAAAAGCAGUUUGGAUCUUCUUAUAAGUCCUUUAACUAUAGAGGAUGUUCCACAGGUUGCAAGUUUCUCAGGUGCAGGUGGUGCACACAGAACAUCUGAGAAAUCUGAAAUGUCUCUAAAGGAUAAAGAAAUCUCACAAAAUAGAGCAAAGAUGGAAGCUAAUCUGAGACUUUCAGUUUAUUUAGCGGAAAAACGCAACACUCUGGAGCUGUCACACCUUGACGAUGAAGAGGGAUAUGGAGGAAUUUCUGAGGAGCUGGACCUAGUGGAGCCCUGGGAGGAUCUUAGCUCUAAUAAGCAGUGGGUAACCAGCCCUCUCCACUCGCCUGAUGUGGAGGAACUGUUUAACCAGCUCUCCCCCUUCAGUUCUAAUGGAGAAACUCUGAGUUUAGCGGUAGGGAAGCUUUCUGCACCGUCGGUUGAGAAACGAUCCUUUGUGAAGAGCCUUGAGCAACUCUCAGGAAACCUUCCUCAGCAUGCCAACAGUAAUCUGGAAACUAAAUGGACGUACAUGCCAAAAAUAACUACACGAUCAGGUUUGAACACUGGGAACUCGACACAAUCUCAGACAGCCAAGUGCAGCGCAACCAAACAAAAGGGCACAGCUCAGAAAUUUACCAGACAAACGUCUUAUGAACCAGCUGUGUCAGAGAAAAGAGAGGAAAAUCACUCUUCCAAACACCGGCCAUAUUCCCUCAACUUAGAUCUGGGGCAUCGGUGCAUUAGAGAUAUUUCUAAUCAGCAAAACUGUAAGUCAGAGUUGUCCUCUUGUCAGAGGGGAUUUCUGUCUUCAUCCGGUGCUAUAAACAAAGGGCACUCUGAGCUGGACCUCUUUCUGAAUGAUCGGCAGGCACCUCUCCGGAGGAACUCUGCCCCAGUCAGCGUGUCAUCAGUGCGGACAGCCUUCAUGAUAAAAACAUGCCAAGCCAAAGCUGUUCCUGUCAUCCCUCCAAAGGUGCAGUAUAGUCAGAUACCUCAAUCCCGGCAGGAAAGUGAUUUCAAGGCAGUGACGGAUCAAGAAAAGGAGUGUACGAAAGCGAGCGCAGACACAUGCAAUGUCCCACCUCCCUCCACAACCUCAAAUCUGAAGGAGGAGCUGGAGAAUAAAGAGCCUGGCCUCAAAUAUCAAAAACAUCCAAAUGUUGAGAAAUUAUCUGACUCUGGGAAGACCGCAUCCGCCCCAGUGGAAUUGCCGGUCAUAACCAGGAGACACCCCCCCAGUCUGGAAGUUUUCGUAGAUGGUCCCAGACCCAACCGCGGAAACGUGCUACAGAGACCGUCCUUUAGGAAUAGACAGAGACCCCAGAGUCUAAUCCUGCUCAGCCCACCUUUCCCCAUAAUGGACUAUCCACCGUCAGGGGACGAUGGGAAGCUCCUCUCAUCAAUCAAGAGCUUGAACGACACCUCAGCGGUGAAUGUCUUCUCUAAAGAGAUUGCAGAGAAUUUCAGGACGCCUGAUGGAGUCGCUCUUCAAAGUAAAAUGACGAUUCCAAAAAGCGGGCAGAGACUGGAGACAUCAACCAGCUGCUUUUACCAGCCUCAGAGGCGGUCCAUGAUAUUUGAGAGCAGGAGCCACAGGCAGAUUGAGUGACUGCACGUGGGCUCACUGACUGUGAGCCAUGUAAAUAGAUGCAAAACCUUAAGAGACUCUGCAAACCGAGAAGAAUGACUGAUAACCUAAGUAGAGCUAAUUUAAGUUUGUCAAAUGCCUGGAAAAGAAAGCCAUAAUGUAAGUGAGACUGAAAUUUUGUGGGGGUUUUUUAAGACAUUUUUUGUAUUGUAUGUGAAUUUAUAUCAAGUGUUCAGAAAGGGACUUCAUGAAAUGUUUUUGUAUGUUUUUUGUAACUUGGCAACAGCUUAUUGACUAAAAGAACAAAAUCCUUCGAGCAGAACCGGGUAAUCAUAGGAAAAAUGAUUUUGUAGGAAUUGUAGGCUGCUUCCACUCCCUCUCUGCUGUUUCAGAUCUGUCUCUGUUGCCUCCGACUGCCUACAUGUACAGGUCAGUAACUACUGCACACAAAGAGGCAGUGCUGAAUGACACACCCUUUCCUAGUAAGACAUGGCUCCUCAUACAUACUCAGGCUUGUCUAUUGUGGGUACAUCUGUGUACUAAUCAUCUCUGACGCAAACGUAACACAUCCCAUCAUGAACGACACACACAUGUGCAGGAAGCCAAGCUCAGCAGGUGAACUCUGUCGGGCAGUUUUUACCCAUACACUCACAGGAUGUCAAGGUGUUCUUUACUCCUCUCAAAAUGAAUAGUUUCACAGAGAAGUGCAAUGAACUACAGAAACACAUGGCUUUAAUGCAGCUUCACAUGGUGCCACAAUGAUAAACGGCUCAUCCCACCCACAACACAGGAAUGCUGUUUGCAAUGGAAAGCAGAGCAGGGGGAAAAAAAAGUUAAGUCAAACCAUACUUCGCAAUGGAAAAGCAGCACUAAAAGACUGCUCAUGUUAGAAAUGCAAGAGGCAACAGUAACAGUACAACUGAGUUAAAAAGACUCCUGUGGUAAUACAAAUAUACAGAAGAUAUAUUUGAUCUGUAUUCAAGUAAUAACUUCAAGUCAACUAUUGAUUCUGAGGGUAAAAGUAAGACAAGAAAUACACACCUGGAGCACGGUUCUUAACCCCUGUGUGCUCUCUUGGGGUCGUUAAUACCCCGUUUUCGCUAAAUCUGAUAUGAGUGACCCUGGGAAGGCGGUCAGAAAAGUUAUUUCUCACAAAUAGUUUCAUAUGUAACCUUUUGCUACCAGUGGAAGAAUGUUACUGAUUAUUCUUGGAGCGAGCUCACAGGGUGUACGCCAUCCUCUGAGGGAGACUGAUACGUGUAGUUACAAUCUGUAAAAAUGACCAAAGAUUGAAAUGUAAUGAUUAACCUUUAACCUUUUAGGUUUAUGUAAGACGCGUGGGAUGCACAGACGUGCGGCGGUUAAUAGUUUCUCCUCACAGAGAGAGGCUCCUCUAUUCUAACCCCAACUCGGCCUUUCUCUCAUGUUCUCUGCAAUUUCUGUAAACUAAGCUGAAUGGCAGUUUUUUAAGUGUAGGUCUUUACUAUAUAAACAAGCUAGUUUGUAAUGAAAACAAAAAAUCAUUUUGAUAUUUUAUAAAUUUUUAAAAGUAAAAUAUAGGAUUGCUGCUCAUGACACAAUGUAUGUGCAUGCUGACUGUAGUCAAUGAUGCUUUGAUUUGGAGUCAGACUGUCAUGACCAGACUUUCUCUCUACGUUUCCUCCCUCUGUUCUCCUCUAAUUACCUUUUCUGCUACUUUUGUGGGAGCACCUAUGAAGAUGACAGUUUCUGAUGUUUAAAUUUAUUUAUGAAGCCAUGGAUGGGAUGGUGGUUUUAUACUGUAGUUUGGAUCAAAGGUUUGGGUGAGUGACGUUGAUGGAAAACAAUGUUUUUGUAACUUCUGUACACUUUGUCGAUACUGAAAUUGAUUUAACUAUAUGGAUUAAAAGAAAAACUCAUGAACAAAAAGAAAACAGGCUGAGAUAAGCGUUUUGCUGUAAUUGUCAGAUGACAGCGCUUAAAGUUUUGUUACAUGUUAUGAGAAUAAAAAGAAAGUUAGAACAUUUUCAUUUGACUGGCAGAUUAAUUUCUUUCUAGCAAACUAAAGAGCUGGUGUUCAAAGGUCAUGCUGUGG